Molecule: messenger RNA, 389 nt
Organism: Wasmannia auropunctata (little fire ant)
Lineage: Eukaryota; Metazoa; Arthropoda; Insecta; Hymenoptera; Formicidae
Exons: 2
Source: RefSeq, a predicted model, not a curated record
CGCUCUGCAUGGUCCACCUCUGACGGGUGAAAAAAUAAUGUUUUACUGGCUUGAUAAUGUGACAAAUGAUAAAUCGUUGAAUCUUUUGAUGAAAAUUCGCGAGAUAAGAAAACAUACAGGUUCCAAAUUUGAAGAUGUAGUAUUGGCAGCUUAUUCCGCUAGUGUACACAAAUAUCAUUUACGCAUCAAAAAAAUAGCUCCCGAUGCAUUAACAACUAUCUUGACAGUAAGAAUGGCAAUUUCUAGUCAAAAUUUAACGUUAGAUAACAACUUUUCGAUUGCUUUCUUGCGAAUUUGUAUCUCCAAUGCGAAUGGGCAAACAAUCGUCGAGCCAAAUCGGAUUCUCAGUUUUUUAAGCGUCUUCAAGAUAUUACAAGAUCAAAUAACGA